GGAGAGUUCCGAUUUAUCACCUUCCGACAGUUCUUCGGAACGGAUCACCAACGACGUUGCCGGUAUUAAUUCUGCUGGAUACGUGUCUAUUCGGGUUCUCGGUAGCCGUGAUAGACACCACAGUCUGUAGAAUCGCCCGUAACAGCUGCAUUGCAGGGUGCAGUUAUAUAGCAGUUGAUUGUUCUGAGUAUCUCCACCGUCUGGGGCCUGCCAGGCUGAGUCAGCCCAGCACGUGAGUGUCCAAUCAGAUGACCAGCGACUGCCCACCACGUGACCCGGCAAAGCGUUUCCGCCCGUUUCGCGGAUAAGCGCCCUUCCGGCUGAUCGGGAGAAACGCCUUGCCGAAACGGACGGCUGGGGAGAGGGUCGGAGAGAGAGCUGGGGAGAAAUACGGGGUCGAUUUCUUUCCUCUUAUUACUCGCGCGAUUUCCCUUGGUGUCGUGUUCUCUCGUGUCUCUCUACAGUCAGUAACCAUGGCCAAGGGAGCGGUUGCGGUGUUCCGCCCCGUCUGGCGGCGGAACUUCUCGGCCUCGACGGCACACCGCGCGAUCAACAAGGUCUGUGACUCGGCUCAGGAGGCUGUCAAGGACAUGAAGGGUUCGUCGACCCUGCUUGUCGGAGGCUUUGGUUUCUCGGGCGUGCCCAACACCCUCAUCAAUGCGGUCCGCGACCGUCCUGAUAUCAGCGAUCUCACCGUCGUCUCGAACAAUGCUGGAAUGCCCGGAGCUGGUCUUGGUCAAUUGCUCGAGUCGAAGCAGAUCAGCAAGAUGAUUGCCUCGUUUAUCGGAGAAAACAAGGUCUUUGAGAAGAUGUACCUGACCGGCGAGCUGGCCCUGGAGCUCACGCCGCAGGGCAGCAUUGCGGAAAAAUGUGCGGCUGGUGCGGCUGGCGUGCCGGCCUUCUAUACCCCGGCAGCUUAUGGAACUAUUGUGCAAACUGGUGAACUCCCCGUCCGCUACAACAAGGACGGUACUGUGGCGGAGUACUCCAAGCCCAAGGAGACCCGCGAAUUCAACGGCAAGAACUACAUCAUGGAAGAAUCGAUUUUCGGCGACUACGCUCUGGUCAAGGUCCACAAGGCCGACAAGCAAGGCAACUGUCAGUUCCGCAAGGCAAUGAACAACUUCAACGAGGCCAUGGCCAAGAACGCCAAGGUUACCAUCGUCGAGGCCGAUGAGAUCGUCGAGGUCGGCGAGAUCGACCCCGAGAGCAUUCAUCUGCAGAGCAUCUAUGUCGACAAGGUCAUCAAGAGCACCGAGAAGACCCAGAUCGAGAAGCUUACCUUUGCCAAGGACCCUAGCGAGCUUCUUCAGGCGGGCUCCGGUGAUGCCACUGCCCGUCGUGAACGUAUCGUCAAGCGCGCCGCCAAGGAAUUCAGAGAUGGAAUGUACGUCAACUUGGGUAUCGGCAUGCCGUUGAUUGCUCCCUCGUACCUGCCGGAAGGCGUCGAGGUCGUCCUGCAGGCUGAGAACGGAAUCCUGGGUCUGGGAGGUUACCCCCAGCCUGGCGAGGAGGACCCGGAUCUGAUCAACCCCGGCAAGGAGACCGUUACCCUGGCCCCCGGUGCGUCCGUGUUCGGCUCUCAGGAGAGCUUCGGUAUGAUUCGCGCUGGAAAGAUUGACUUGACCAUGCUUGGUGCUCUCCAAGUCAGCCAAUACGGAGAUCUCGCCAACUUCAUGCUCCCCGGAAAGGUUAAGGGUGUGGGCGGUGCUAUGGACCUGGUUGCCAACCCGGAAAAGACCAAGGUCGUCGUUACCAUGGAGCACGUCGACAAGAAGGGCAACCCCAAGAUUCUGGCUGACUGCACGUUCCCCCUGACUGGUCCCCGCUGCGUCUGGAAGAUCAUCACCGACCUGGCCGUCUUCGAGGUCAGCCCGACUGAGGGUCUGACUCUCGUCGAGCACGCGGAGGGCGUCACCGUCGACGAGAUCCGCAGCAAGACCGCUGCUCCCUUCAAGGUCGCCGAUGAUCUCAAGCCCAUGCUGUGAUUGCGUUUCAAUCCACGAUAUCUCAUGUACCACUUUGCUAAAAAGGCCUAUGGAGUUCUGAUAUAAUAGAAUAUAUACAUUUUCCCAUUCCUUUCGUUCUUCGAAAAAGAAAAAAAAAGGUUCUAGAAGCCACCAUAGGUGCAGUACAUACAAGAUGGGAGAUGGGAGAUAGCGGUAGGGGUUACUACCUACAAAUCAACUCUAUACUAUAUGCGCGCUGGAUGAACGACACUCAUGUUCCCCGUCACGAUGGUCUUAAGCUGCAGAUAGUCAUCCACGCCGUACUUGCUGCCUUCUCGGCCUAGACCAGACUGCUUGAUGCCUCCGAAUCUAUAGCAAACCAUGUUAGUCAGAAUACCAACAGUUGUUGAGAGAGGGAGUGAAGAGAGAAUUCAAGAAAGGGGAAAAAAA
This is a messenger RNA of Penicilliopsis zonata CBS 506.65, 2399 nucleotides long. RefSeq lists its product as hypothetical. The record is from RefSeq and is a predicted model, not a curated record. Lineage: Eukaryota; Fungi; Ascomycota; Eurotiomycetes; Eurotiales; Aspergillaceae. The transcript is spliced from 4 exons. Bases 474 to 1988 code for a protein of 504 amino acids. Gene Ontology annotation, molecular function: succinyl-CoA:3-oxo-acid CoA-transferase activity. Gene Ontology annotation, biological process: ketone body catabolic process.